Molecule: messenger RNA, 717 nt
Organism: Papaver somniferum (opium poppy)
Lineage: Eukaryota; Viridiplantae; Streptophyta; Magnoliopsida; Ranunculales; Papaveraceae
Exons: 1
Coding region: 1-717 (238 amino acids)
Molecular function (GO): zinc ion binding; nucleic acid binding
Source: RefSeq, a predicted model, not a curated record
AUGACGUCGAAGUUUGAUUAUGUUGUUUGUUCGAUUGAAGAGUCACAUGAUGUUGAUACUCUUUCAAUUGAUCAACUAACAAGUUCGUUGAUGAUUCACGAGCAAAGAAUCAAUCAACAUGAAUCUGUUGAACAAGCAUUGCAGCUGCAACACUCCAACAAUGGUAAUUCUUCAAAGAAGAAGGACAAAGGAAAGAAACACUAUGAUGGAAACUCUAAGGAGAAAGGAAGCAACAACAAAGGAGAUCAACCUUUCGACAAAUCAAAAAUGCAAUGUCGUCGAUGUAAGAGGUAUGGCCAUUUUGAAGUUAAUUGUCGAGUUAAUUUAUCUAAGAAGAAUGGUGAAAGGUCGAAUUUUGCAGAGAAAGAUGAUGAGACAGAAAUAAGUUUGUUAAUGGCAUGUCAUCACCAAGAAGAGAUUGAUCAUCGAAACGAUAUGUGUUACUUGGAUACAGGUCCAAGUAACCACAUGUGUGGAGAUAAAUCUUUUCUUAGUGAUUUGGAUGAAACUUUUAUAAGUACUGUGAAGUUUGGGGAUAAUUCUACUAUUGUCGUGAAGGGAAUAAAAGAUAUCAAAUUUCAAGCCAAAAACAACACUCAGCAAGUCAUCUCAAAUGUGUUUUAUGUUCCUGGUUUGAAGAGCAAUCUACUAAGUGUCGGCCAACUAUUAAAAAAUGGAUAUGAACUCACUCUUAAGAAUGGAGUUUGCCGAAUUUAA